AUGGUAGCCGGGGAGGACAAAUUGACAAAUAGAAACUACAAUCCUCAAAAUACAUCUCACAUGGAUUAUGAAAUGCAACAUUUACGUGAGAAACUCUGCCGUUUGGAAAAGAUGCUAUCGCAAAAAGAGAAGUGCGGUAUUAGAAAAACCGUAGACAUUGCAUUGGAGAAUGAGAAAAGCACUACUCACACAAUUCCAAUUAACGAAGGCGUGGAAAAUGAAGAGCCCUUUGGUAAACAAAUUCAGGACAUAGAGUAUACUGCUGAAGAUUACAUCAGCCAAAUUUCUGAUUUAGAACAAAAGUUACUGAGAGAUGAAAAAUUUUCGGACAAAGAUUACUACGAACAUGUAACAAAAAAGUUAUCAAUUUUAGAAUUAUACAGAAAUUUAAAAAUGCUCGAGGAAAAUCGUCAAUAUUUUUAUAAAGAACCAAAAAAAUUAUCUGAAUUAUAUCAAAAUAAAGUUGGAGCGGAGUAUGAAACAAAAAAUCAUUAUCGUCAUUUUUCACGUAAAAAGGGCAAAAAGCAGUUGAUAUAUGGUCAUUCUUGCAACGAAAAUCAUAAACACAACAGUUUGACGUAUUGCAGUUGUAGUGAAUAUGAAAAUAAUUUGAGACAGAAGACUGAAAGAAAUAAAUUAAAUGUAUCUUCAGAGACAGCUCAUAGACAAGUUCCCAUUAAAAAGGCAACAUGUCGCUGUCCUGAAAUUUCAUCAUCAUCAGACGAUUCGGAAGAAUCGUUUUACAAAUGUUUGCACAUGCCCAAAGAUUAUUAUAAUGAAUUAUGCAAUUAUAAAAAUAAAGAUGAAGUAUCUGAGUCAUCGAACGAAGAUCAAACGACGUGCAGUGAAGUAUCGAAGUGUACUUGUUAUUGUAGCAAAGAUCAUUCACAUGAUGAAUCGUCAGAAGCUGAUUCUGAUUGUGAUUGCGAUUGUAAAAUGAGAAUUUCAAUUUAUGAAAAUAAAAACAAGACUCGACCAGAAAGAUUUCGUGGAGGCUUGGAUGUGAUCAAACCCAUAAUGGAGAAGUCUAAGAAGUAUGAUAUCAAUCUAAAAGAACAGGGAGACUGUUCAAUAUCUGCAAACGAUUUGGUCGAUAAUUUAAAGCUCUUGAAAGUCGAAGAGCUCCGCGAAGGACUUGAGCGUCUGAAAAUCCGUAAUCGCAAUCUCAGGGACUUUCUAGAUACUCUUCAACGUCCAAUAAACUUGAUUGAGAAGCCAUCCGAGGCAAACACUAUUUGCACGCAAGUUUCUAGUUGCUAUACUGUCGAUGUAGCUAAGCAGACUCGUAGUGGAUUAUUGACCGUCGUUGAGGUUCUCAAAGGAAAAUGUCGAAGUAAAGAUGCGAUGAUUGUAGCUCUUGCUGAUGGAUUGAAAGUAGAAAGCGAUAAAAAGAUUAAUAUUUUGGAUACAGAAAAAGAUAAAAUUAUAACAAAAAACAAGUCCCUUAUUAGUGGCAUGAUUGAAGAAAAGGAUAAUGGUCGAAAGUUCACCAAAAGAGAUUCAGCUAUUGGUUUUGUAUUUUUUUUGAUGAUUUUGAUAUCUCACGUGAAGAGAUCAGAAAUAAUAUCUUAUUUAAGUGCAGCUAAAAAUUUUUUGUUAGAGUCACCGUUCAAAUUGGGUUUACUUAUUAGUGAAACGGACAACUUACUCAUCGAUUUAAUAUUUACUUAUAAUCGAGACUUUGUAUACUCGUUUAAAAGAUUUACGAAACAUUUAGUAGAGAGGUGGGCAAAUAUUAUGCUACAACUUAAUCAUCGGUUUAGCUCCUAUUAUGCACCCCUCCAGCAGUUGUUCAAUAUUUCAAAUAAUUUUCUUACCGCAAACUAUUCGUAUGUAUUAUUUGGUGUUUGUACUAUUUUAGUUGGAGUUACAUUGAUAAAUAUUAAGAAAAUUUGGACAAGCCGAUUAAUAAUCAUUAAAGAAUAUAGAAGAUUUUCCAUUAUUAUUGAGUCUGUUGGCGUCAAACUUGCAAAGCUUAUACUAAUCUCCUGCCAACAAGUAUUAUCUUCAAAGAUUUUCUGGUUUACCUUAGGUUUCUACAGUCAAAUUUUAUGGAACUCAAUACAAACUGACUUUUAUCAAUUCUCAACUAUAUUGAAUAGCUAUUAUGUCAAGAAUACAGGACAUACAUUGUUUCAACAUUUAAAUGAAACUCAAGAAGUAACCGACUAUAACUGCAAAUUAUUUGAUAAAUUUCAUUCUUAUUCUUGGCUAAUAUCAAUAUUUUGCAAUGAGUUUCAAAGAUUUGUUAAAUAUUUAUGCUAUAUCAUAAAAAAUGUUUAA
Phymastichus coffea is the source of this 2283-nucleotide messenger RNA. RefSeq lists its product as uncharacterized. Bases 1 to 2283 code for a protein of 760 amino acids. The transcript is spliced from 7 exons. NCBI's taxonomy places the organism in Eukaryota, Metazoa, Arthropoda, Insecta, Hymenoptera, Eulophidae. The record is from RefSeq and is a predicted model, not a curated record.